Molecule: messenger RNA, 393 nt
Organism: Paralichthys olivaceus (Japanese flounder)
Lineage: Eukaryota; Metazoa; Chordata; Actinopteri; Pleuronectiformes; Paralichthyidae
Source: RefSeq, a predicted model, not a curated record
CCUGCCACUGUAACCUGCACGCCCGCCGCUGCCGCUUCAACAUGGAGCUGUACAAGCUGUCGGGCCGGAGGAGCGGCGGCGUCUGCCUCAACUGCCGUCACAACACAGCGGGACGCCACUGCCACUACUGCAAGGAGGGUUACUACAGGGACAUGACCAAGUCCAUCUCUCACCGCAGAGCCUGCAAAGCAUGUGAUUGUCAUCCGGUCGGAGCGGCGGGGAAGACGUGUAACCAGACGACGGGCCAGUGUCCCUGCAAGGACGGAGUGACGGGAAUCACCUGCAACCGAUGUGCCAAAGGUUACCAGCAGAGCCGCUCGCCCAUCGCUCCCUGCAUCAAGAUCCCAGUUGCAUCUCCCACAGCGACGUACAGCAGCUACGAGGAGCCGUCAG